CACUAUCGCAGCGUGAAUACAUAAAAUUGUUAGUGCUCCCGUUUACCCAAAUUUUUCGUACACAAAAAAGAUUUCGAAACAUUAUUUUGUGUUUAUAAGUAACCAAGUUCAAAGCUAAAUUUCCAAUACGUACAAAUUUACCAAGCCGAGACGAGCCGUUCCGUUUCGUUUCGUUUAGUUCAGUUCCGUGUAGUACUCUUCAGCCAUGGCCAGCUCCAAUGUCUCGGAUUGGGAUGAGCCGAUGCCCACGUCGACGGAGUCGCUGCCCGAGGAGGAGGAUCCGGAUGUGUGCGCAGAGGAGAACGUAAAGAAGCGGCGGGAGGAGGAACUGGACAAGCUGGAGUUGUAUGUGCGGCGCAUGGCCUACCAGCCGACACUGCCGCCCAAGGUAAAGCCCUACGACGUGGCCCUGUCCAAGCCCAAGUUGCACACGCUCAUCGACAACUACGAGCAGUUCAAGGAUGUAUACGAUCCGAAGCUGCGGGCCAAGCGGAUCAAGCGCAUGCUGGGCAAAUACAAAGCCAUUACCACGGAACAGCUGGAGCAGAUCCUUAAGAGCAACAAGACCAAGGAGCGAAAGAAGGAGGAUUUCCUGAAGCGCAAGCAGGAACUGUACUACAACAUGCUGACCAAGCUGGAGCGCCAGUGCCGCACCCAGUACCUGAACGUGCUCAUCAAGAAGUUCGCCAAAUUCAUUUCCCAUCUGGCCACAACGAUGCGCAUUCCGCCGCAGCUGGUGGAUCCGUAUGCGCGCAUGCAGCGCGGCAUCUUCUGCAACAUCCUGUUGGCCAUUGGUGUGCAGCCCACCUCACAGUCGGCCAUCUACUACACCAGCCAGGAUGCCAUCGAGUACGAUGUGUGCCAUCGCCUCGCGCACGCGCUGCUCAGUUUGAUCAUUAAGGCGCUGGACUCGGCAGCCACAAGGGAUCCCAACGAGCUGGCCAAGCCGGCCGACUUGGACUUCGAGAUGGACAAUCACAUCAAGCGUCGGCUCAUGUGCGCCGCCGAGAAGAAGCUGCUGUACGAGCGCCGUCGCAAGAAGCCCCAGCCGCAGGGUCUUGGAGCCUUUGAGAAGUGCACCCGCUAUGACUGCGACUAGGACGGCUCCUUCAGUGUAUUCGUGUUAACAUUUGGCUACUAUUUAUUCGCAUAAGAAGUCUUGCUCACAUGGUC
Molecule: messenger RNA, 1173 nt
Organism: Drosophila melanogaster (fruit fly)
Lineage: Eukaryota; Metazoa; Arthropoda; Insecta; Diptera; Drosophilidae
Exons: 2
Coding region: 206-1099 (297 amino acids)
Source: RefSeq, marked reviewed